UUUCGUUCGCAUGUACGCACGUUGGCCGCGGAGCAACAUCUCCCCGAAACAAACAAAAAACAAAAAAACAAAAAACAAAAAAAAAAAACAAAAAAUUAAACAACAGCAACAACAACAACAAAACAGCGGCAGCAGCCGUCGCUCAGACGCGGAACUUGGCUCGAACUUUAGUUUAGUUUCAGUGGCCAAUGGAUAGUGGCUAAGUGCGGCGGUAUCGGGCGAAUCGGUUGAAUCGGUUAAGCGGUUAAGCGGUUGUCACUUAACGGUUAAGCACGCGCCAAUCCUUUUUUUUGAAGUUUCUACAAGAGUUAGUGGUACUGAAAAAAAAAAAAAACAAAUAAAAAACAGCAUACAUAAUAUAUGUAUAUGUAAAGUAUAGGCAAGAAUCGAAAGCCAAGAGUGGUAUGUGCCCUUAGUUUUGACCCAAGACAAAGACCCAAGCUCUAAAAAUAAAGACCCCUGACACCCACGACACACACACACACCACACACACACACACACCCAUCCACCCACACACACACACACACACACCGUCUCAUUCUCUCAAUCUCAAUCUCAUUUCGAGGAUCAGAAAAGGAGCAACAUCAAUCCGAUUCAUUAUGUUCACAUAUAUUUUUUUGGAGUGACCUAACUUUUGGCAAUGGACGCAGACUUCUUCUUCUAAUCCCUGAAAUCCCUUCAAAAAAGAUUUGGAAGAAGAAGUCCAUAAUAAACUCAAAUGGUUGUUGUGAUCGAAAGUGUUUUGUAUUUUUUUUUUGUUUGUUUGAAAUGUGUUUGAUUGAAAUCGGUGUUUGCCCAGCCAAAAUGGCCCAGCAUCGUUCGCUUGUCCGACUGUAUCUGCCCACCUAGAGGAGAUCGCCGUUGCCCAAAUGAAUGCCCAGCAGCCGCUGAUCCUGGAGCAGCCCACCAAGGCCAGCAAUGUUGUUGUUGUUGCCCCAGCAGUUGCGGCCGCUGCGGAAAUAGAGGCGACAACGCGAACGGAAGCGGUAACGGAAACAAGUUCGGCCACCAACUCGGAAUCCAACGCGAACUCCAACUCGAACUCCAACUCCCAGCUGAAUGGUGGCUCCCAUGAGGAGCAGCGGGUCAUCAAUGGCAACUAUGGCUGCCGGCGGAUCAGCCAGGCGGAUCAGCAGGAUCAGCCGGAUCGGGAUGAUGAGGGCGAGCAGCAGGUCAAGGAUGUGGUGGCCAAUAAGCUGACCAUCAUCAAGACGCCGUUGAACAAGACGCUGCUCAAGAAGUGCAACACCACCAAUGGCAGCCUGCAACUGCCCCAUAGUGGCAACAAUGGCAACAGCAACAGCAACAAUAAUAGUAGCCGCAACAGCAACAGCAACAACAGCAGCAACAGCAACAGCAACAACAACAACAGUGCGGCCAGCGAUGACGUAGACGGCGCCUGCGAUUCCGGUUUGCAAAGCGGAAAUAGCAAUGAACAAGAACCAUUUGCCAACAACGAUCGCCACCAUCACAUUUACCACCACCAUCACCAUCACUAUCAUCAUCACCAUGGCGGCGAUAAGGGCGAGGCUGGUGGCGAUGUUGCAUCCUCCUCCUCCGCGGAUCUGAGCACGCAGGUCAAGGAGGAGCCCAGCGUACUGGAAAGUGACAAUCAUCUGAAGGCAGGAGCAGGAGCAGGAGGAGCAGCAGUGGCAGGUACAGGAGCAGCAGCAACACCUGCCACAGAAGGAGCGGGACCUGCCACAACGGCCACUUGCAAUCCCAGCAAGUGCAACAAGUGCAAUUCGCACAACAACAACAGCAGCUGCAACAAUAACAAUAAUACCAUCAGCAACAACAACAACAGCAGCAACAGCAACAGCAACAAUAAUAAUAACAAUAAUACAAGCAACAAUACCAACAACAACAACAACAACAAUAACCAUUACAACAACUACAAUAACUAUUAUAAGAAAAAGUCUCGAAUGCCGCCCAUUUGCCGAAUUAUGACACUGAGCCGUGGCCCGUACAGCGAGCUCGAUAAAAUGAGCCUUUUUCAAGACCUCAAACUCAAACGGCGUAAAAUCGAUUCGCGAUGCAGCAGUGACGGCGAGUCCAUAGCGGACACGUCCACCUCAUCACCGGAUCUGCUGGCGCCCAUGUCGCCGAAGCUCUGCGACAGCGGUUCGGCAGGGGCGGCGUCGGCAGGGGCGUCGUCCCUGCCCCUUCCGCUGGCCCUGCCCCUGCCCAUGGCCCUGCCCCUGCCCCUGCCCAUGUCGCUGCCUCUGCCCCUCACGGCGUCAUCGUCGGCGGUCACAGUUUCGCUGGCAGCGGUCGUGGCGGCGGUGGCCGAAACGGGAGGAGGUGGGGGCGGAGGAGGAGCUGGCGGGACAGCAGUCACAGCCUCGGUAGCGGGACCCUGCGUCUCCACAUCGUCAACGACGGCGGCAGCGGCCACAUCCUCGACCUCCUCGCUGUCGUCCUCCUCCUCGUCAUCGUCCUCCUCCACAUCAUCCAGCACCUCCUCCACCUCGCCGACGGCUGGAGCCUCCUCCACGGCCACCUGCCCCGCCAGCAGCAGCAGCAGCAGCAGUGGUGGCGGUGGAAAGACUGGCAGCAUCAAGCAGGAGCACAACACGGAGAUCCACUCGUCGAGCAGUGCGAUCUCGGCGGCCGCCGCCUCAACGGUAAUGUCACCGCCGCCCGCUGAGCCGGCGAGAUCCAGUCCAGCCACGCCCGAUGUGGGCGGACCAGCUGGCGCCGGAGGAGGAGGAGCAACAGGCGGCGGCGGUGGAGGAGGAUCCGCAAGCGGCGGAGCAACGACCGGAGUGGCUAUCAAUGAACACCAAAACAAUGGCAAUGGCAGCGGAGGAAGCAGUCGAGCCUCGCCCGAUUCGCUGGAGGAGAAGCCCUCGACCACGACGACAACGGGUCGUCCAACGGUCACGCCCACGAAUGGAGUGCUGUCCUCCGCCUCGCCGGGCACGGGAAUGGCCGGGAUAACGGGUAGCAGCGCCAAGCUGAGCGAGGCGGGCAUGAGUGUAAUCCGCUCCGUCAAGGAGGAGCGUUUGCUUAGCGUGUCCAGCAAGAUGCUGGCAUUCCAUCAGCAGCGGGAGCAGGAGACUAAAGCAGCGGCGGCAGCAGCAGCAGCAGCGGCGGCGGGUCAUGUGACGGUUCUAGUGACGCCAUCGCGGAUCAAAUCGGAGCCACCACCGCCGGCCUCACCCUCCUCCACAUCCAGUACACAAAGGGAACGAGAAAGGGAGCGGGAGCGUGAACGAGAACGGGAAAGAGAUCGGGAAAGGGAGCGGGAUCGGGAUCGGGAGCGAGAGCGGGAACAGUCUAUCAGCUCCUCACAGCAGCAUUUGAGCCGGGUUUCCGCCAGUCCACCCACUCAGCUUUCCCACGGCAGCUUGGGACCCACCAUCGUCCAGACACACCAUCUCCACCAGCAACUCACCCAGCCGCUGACGCUGCGCAAGAGCAGCCCUCCCACGGAGCACCUGCUCAGCCAGUCCAUGCAGCAUCUCACCCAGCAGCAGGCCAUCCACCUGCAUCACUUGCUUGGCCAGCAGCAGCAGCAGCAGGCGUCGCAUCCCCAGCAGCAACAGCAACAGCAGCAGCAGCAACACUCGCCCCACUCCUUGGUGCGGGUGAAGAAGGAGCCGAAUGUCGGCCAGCGACACCUGUCGCCGCACCACCAGCAACAGUCGCCGCACCUGCAACACCACCAGCAGCAACAGCAGCAGCAGCAGCAACAUCUACACCAGCAACAACAGCAACAGCAGCAGCAGCAACAUCACCAGCAGCAACCACAGGCUCUGGCCCUGAUGCAUCCCGCCUCGCUGGCGCUGAGGAACAGCAACCGGGACGCGGCCAUUCUGUUCCGGGUGAAGAGCGAGGUGCACCAGCAGGUGGCCGCCGGACUGCCCCAUCUGAUGCAAUCCGCUGGCGGGGCAGCGGCAGCUGCAGCAGCCGCAGUGGCCGCCCAGCGGAUGGUCUGCUUCAGCAAUGCCCGGAUCAAUGGAGUGAAGCCGGAGGUGAUUGGCGGACCGCUGGGCAACCUGCGGCCCGUGGGCGGCAAUGGAGGUGGUUCCGUGCAAUGCCCCUCGCCGCAUCCCUCCUCCUCGUCGUCAUCCUCGCAACUGUCGCCGCAGACGCCCUCGCAGACGCCGCCCCGCGGCACGCCCACCGUCAUCAUGGGCGAGAGUUGCGGGGUGCGCACCAUGGUAUGGGGCUAUGAGCCUCCGCCGCCCUCGGUGGGCCAGUCACAUGGCCAGCAUCCGCAGCAGCAGCAGUCGCCCCAUCACCAGCCACAACAGCAGCAGCAGCAACAGCAGCAGCAGCAACAGCAGUCACAGCAGCAACAGCAGCAGCAGCAACAGCAGCAACAGUCGCUGGGCCAGCAGCAACACUGCCUGUCCUCGCCCUCGGCCGGUUCCCUAACGCCCUCCUCCUCCGGCGGGGGUUCGGUGUCGGGCGGCGGCGUGGGCGGACCACUGACGCCCUCCUCGGUGACGCCGCAGAACAACGAGGAGGCCGCCCAGUUGCUGCUCUCCCUGGGCCAGACGCGCAUCCAGGACAUGAGGGCCCGACCGCAUCCCUUCCGCACCCCGCACGCCCUCAACAUGGAGCGCCUGUGGGCGGGCGACUACUCGCAACUGCCACCCGGCCAGCUGCAGGCCCUCAAUCUCAGCGCCCAGCAGCAGCAGUGGGGCAGCAGCAACUCCACGGGCCUGGGCGGCGUGGGCGGCGGCCUGGGCGGACGGACCGGACUGGAGGCACCGCACGAGCCGACCGACGAGGACGAGCAGCCACUGGUGUGCAUGAUCUGCGAGGACAAGGCCACCGGCCUGCAUUACGGCAUCAUCACGUGCGAGGGGUGCAAGGGCUUCUUCAAGCGGACGGUGCAAAACCGACGCGUCUACACCUGCGUUGCGGAUGGCACCUGCGAGAUAACCAAAGCACAGCGCAACCGUUGUCAGUAUUGUCGAUUUAAGAAGUGCAUCGAGCAGGGCAUGGUGCUGCAGGCCGUUCGCGAGGAUCGCAUGCCGGGCGGUCGAAACAGCGGCGCCGUCUACAAUCUGUACAAGGUGAAGUACAAGAAGCACAAGAAGACCAAUCAGAAGCAGCAGCAGGCCGCCCAGCAGCAACAGCAGCAGGCGGCGCAGCAGCAGCAGCACCAGCAGCAGCAACACCAGCAGCAACAGCACCAGCAACACCAGCAGCAGCAGCAGUUGCACUCGCCGCUGCACCACCACCACCACCAGGGUCACCAGGCGCACCACGGUCAGCAGCAGCACCACCCACAGCUGUCGCCGCACCACCUGUUGUCGCCGCAGCAGCAGCAACUUGCCGCAGCGGUGGCAGCAGCCGCCCAGCACCAACAGCAACAGCAGCAGCAGCAGCAACAACAGCAGCAGGCCAAGCUUAUGGGCGGCGGGGUGGAAAUGAAGCCCAUGUUCCUGGGUCCCGUGCUCAAGCCGGAGCUGCUCCAGGCACCGCCCAUGCACAGUCCGGCCCAGCAGCAGCAGCAACAGCAACAGCAGGCCUCACCGCACCUCUCCCUUAGCUCGCCGCACCAGCAACAGCAGCAGGGUCAGCACCAGAAUCACCACCAGCAAUCAGGCGGAGGAGGUGGAGGAGGAGGAGGCGGCGGCGGCGGCGGAGGAGGAGGAGCCCAACUGCCACCGCAUUUGGUGAACGGCACCAUACUAAAAACUGCACUGACCAAUCCCAGCGAGAUUGUGCAUCUGCGCCAUCGCCUCGACUCGGCGGUCAGCUCGUCCAAGGACCGGCAGAUCUCGUACGAGCACGCCCUGGCCAUGAUCCAGACCCUGAUCGAUUGCGACGCCAUGGAGGACAUUGCCACGCUGCCGCACUUCAGCGAGUUCCUCGAGGACAAGUCGGAGAUCAGCGAGAAGCUGUGCAACAUCGGCGACUCGAUUGUCCACAAGCUGGUGUCGUGGACCAAGAAGCUGCCCUUCUACCUGGAGAUCCCGGUGGAGAUACACACCAAGCUGCUGACGGACAAGUGGCACGAGAUACUCAUCCUGACCACGGCCGCCUACCAGGCGUUGCACGGCAAGCGCCGUGGCGAGGGUGCGGGAUCGGGCAGCAGGCACAAUUCGCCGGCAUCAACGCCACUGGCCACGCCCACUGGGACGCCGUUGAGCACGCCCAUACCAUCGCCCGCCCAGCCGCUGCACAAGGAUGAUCCGGAGUUUGUCAGCGAGGUGAACUCGCACCUGAGCACACUGCAGACCUGCCUGACCACGCUGAUGGGCCAGCCGAUCGCAAUGGAGCAGCUGAAGCUGGACGUUGGCCACAUGGUGGACAAGAUGACCCAGAUCACGAUCAUGUUCCGGCGCAUCAAGCUCAAGAUGGAGGAGUACGUCUGCCUGAAGGUGUACAUACUGCUGAACAAAGCAGAAGUGGAACUGGAGAGCAUCCAGGAGCGGUACGUCCAGGUGCUGCGCUCCUACCUGCAGAACUCCUCGCCGCAGAAUCCGCAGGCGAGGCUCAGCGAGCUGCUCUCCCACAUACCAGAGAUCCAGGCUGCGGCCAGUCUGCUGCUCGAGAGCAAGAUGUUCUAUGUGCCCUUCGUGCUCAACUCGGCGAGCAUAAGGUAGCAGAUGCUUGAGCACGGCCUGCUGCCCACCGCCAACCACCAGCCGGCGCCGCUCGGACCAGGUCCUGAUCCGGUCCUCCCGGAGCGGCAGCAGCAGCA
Messenger RNA from Drosophila suzukii, 6671 nucleotides. The record is from RefSeq and is a predicted model, not a curated record. Lineage: Eukaryota; Metazoa; Arthropoda; Insecta; Diptera; Drosophilidae.